Molecule: messenger RNA, 246 nt
Organism: Pleurotus ostreatus (oyster mushroom)
Lineage: Eukaryota; Fungi; Basidiomycota; Agaricomycetes; Agaricales; Pleurotaceae
Exons: 3
Coding region: 1-246 (81 amino acids)
Source: RefSeq, a predicted model, not a curated record
AUGGACUCUUUCGCUGUCAUCGCCACCUUCUUCUCUACCGUCGCAGCGCAGGCUGAGGACACCACAAUGGAGCAGCCGCCAACCAACGAGGAGGGUAGCGGAAACGGUGGAGGCGCGGACCACGCCUUCGACUGUAUGACCACCCAUGACAAUGAUCGCAUUAUCAUUAUAACACCUGCUUUCGAUAUUCUCUGGAUGUUUAUGUCCUUCUUGCCGCCGAUGGGGCAAGUGGAAUCUCAUCGUUGA